This is a messenger RNA of Esox lucius (northern pike), 1998 nucleotides long. RefSeq lists its product as uncharacterized. The transcript is spliced from 3 exons. Gene Ontology annotation, molecular function: calcium ion binding; laminin binding. The record is from RefSeq and is a predicted model, not a curated record. NCBI's taxonomy places the organism in Eukaryota, Metazoa, Chordata, Actinopteri, Esociformes, Esocidae. Gene Ontology annotation, cellular component: dystroglycan complex; sarcolemma; dystrophin-associated glycoprotein complex. Gene Ontology annotation, biological process: muscle attachment; morphogenesis of an epithelium; nerve development. The coding region runs from base 79 to 1998 and encodes 639 amino acids.
CCAGCCUCAAGUGAAUUGUACCUUCAAAUAAUCUCAGUACCAAGGACAGAAUUUUACAUUGAUUCAGUAGUAUUUACAAUGCCAACAGUGGCCAACCUUGAAAACAUUUUUGACAGUUUGUAUAGUAGACCACAGACAACGGUCGAGAUCUUGAGAACAGCUCAUGGACAGCUUCAUCCCAUAGCACCAUCUGCUGUUCAAGAGCUGUACAGAACCUCCUCCCUCAUUCAGCCGCCCAGUCUGGAUCCCUCUUACCCACAGUAUACACAGUCAAUAGCCAAGGAUGUGGAAGGAAGAGACUGUACUUCACCUCUCUACUGCUUGAGCCUAGAGGAAACAUGGGGUGUCUCCAUUCACGCUUACCCCACUGAUUUUCUGGAAUUCAUGCCACAGAGUGCGGAAACACAACAUACUCCCCUACAAAGUUCAACUCAGAUACAAGACCGUGUUGAUCCAGUUUACAACCUAUCAGACACAUCAGGGCCAUUUUCCUCAGAGUCACCCAGAUUCUGUUGCCAAACCACUGCUGUGACACACAAACAAUCUGAAUACGUCUCAUGGAGGUUUUCCUCCAUGAACGAGGAGCUGGUGACCGCUAUGUUGUUGUCCCUCCCUCACUCUGCACCAGUCCCGCCAAGCAUCUCCGUAAUCACUCAGGCCUUGAGUGUUCCAGCAUUGGUCUUAAGAGCCUCCAUCAGGUCAGCGGUGUCGUCGUUGGGGCCCAGUUGUAAAGGCGUCACAGGCACAGGCAGACUCGGCAGCGUGUGGCAAGUCACAGGACACUGCCCUUUGACCUCCCCACUCUUCUUUAUGACUGGCUUGGGUGAAAAUGAUGGAACUUCAAGCUUCUCAUCAGCUCCAGUUAAUACACACGUUUCUUCUGGCUUCGUUCCAACUGGAGUACUUGGAUCAUCUCCCCAGCCCAGUUCUCCUUCAGCUGCCAUCGCAGGUCCCUCAAAUCUCCCUCCAAAAGUGUUGCAGUCUAUCCCACCUCUGGUGGCCACAGUCGGCUUCCCUUUCCACUACACAAUACCAUCAAGGACCUUUGUGGACCCAGAGGAUGGGACAGCAGAGUCUCUCGUCCUUGAUCUGAGUUUCGUGGAAGGCCCUCCUGUGUAUUUUGGGUCCUGGGUAGCCUUGGAUGGACUUGCGCUGCAUGGUGUCCCUCUGGAGGUUGACCUGAAGUUUGCCCCUCAGCAGCUACUGCUGGUUGCCCAGGACAGUGAGGGCCUGACUGCCUCACUUCCCCUUACCCUGGAUCUUCGACGCAACCAAGCGGAUCCCUGUCACAGCUUCAGCCUCACAGUUCGUAGGAGCCUUCACUCCUUCCUCCUCCAGCGCCACAGGGUAGAGCUCCUCCUGAGUAAACUGUUACACUUCUUCAAUGACUCUGGAAGCCACCACCUGGCCGUGCUGUCCCUGGCACCAGGUUCCACGGUUGUGUCUUGGUACAACUUCACCUUAUGCCAGGUGGCGGCUGAUGGUGGCAAGGGACAGGGCCCUGGUGGACAGGUCGAUGCCAUGUGGGAGGAAAUGAGUUCAGAGAACGGACAGAUUAGCCCAGAGUUCAGCCAGGCAAUGCUCCCAGAGUUCCCCAUCAGCAGCGUAGGUGUGGUGAGAUACAGACACGACUGUUUCCAUGUUCUGACCACUAUAGCACCUGUGGCUUCCACCAGCCUCUUCAUCGAUACCCGGAAUCCCACCUCUGACUACACCAUCCCAGCAAUGGAUACCACCACGGCAUCAGGGCAACAGACAGACCGCUACCACUGGAUGGCCAGGGUGGUGACAGCUCUGCUAAACCCGUGUGAAGGCAAGGACUCUCGCGAUUUGGCCCUCAGAGGGGUCUGUCCCAGGUCACGCCAUGGAUCUGAGGGCUGUAAGACCAAGGAUGCCCCCCCUGUUCCAACCAGAGGUUCCCCCUGUUUCCCCAAGGUUGUGGCUGAGCAUCACACCAGCAAGUGGAGAGCAUCUCACUCCAACAUAUCUCCAGGGUAG